Molecule: messenger RNA, 4898 nt
Organism: Aplysia californica (California sea hare)
Lineage: Eukaryota; Metazoa; Mollusca; Gastropoda; Aplysiida; Aplysiidae
Product: phospholipase D1
Biological process (GO): intracellular signal transduction; phosphatidic acid biosynthetic process; cell motility
Molecular function (GO): phosphatidylinositol binding; D-type glycerophospholipase activity
Source: RefSeq, a predicted model, not a curated record
GCGAUGGCAACGAUCAGACGCUCAUCCCUUUCGCCUCCCGGUUCCGGACUCCGGUGGCCUUCAGCACCAGCCAGAGAGACAACUGCUGGAUCCCCGGCCUGCCCAUCGCGGUGACGAUAGAGAGCUUUGAGAGGCACGCCGCUCUCAAGAUGCUCCACCCCAAUCUCUAUGCAAUCCGGGUGAAACACGGCGUGUAUGAAUGGGUCAUUCACCGGCGCUACAAACACUUUCGGCAGCUCCACGAUUCCCUCACCUUCUUCCGGGCACGCUACAAGCUGCCGCUGCCCAACAAAGAGUACCAUGAGCGCCGGAGGACCAUUAUGAAAGAUCUGAAGGGCAUGAAGGAGAGACAGAGGCAGCAGAAGUCUGUCAGGCUUCCUAAACGGCCCGAAUACCUGGUUGGGGAAGACAGGAUCCCCAGUCGCAUGUUGGAGUUCUUUGAGGUGAGCUCCUUCUCGUUCAUCAACAAGCUGGGAGCCAAGUCCAAGGAAGGCUUGAUAGAGAAGUGCUCGGGCGGCCGCCGCAUCAACAUCCAGUGCUGUGGCUGUCUGCAGAACCUGCACUUUGCCGGAACCUGGAACAACAGAUGGCUGAUUGUAAAAGAUAAUUUCAUUGGUUACAUUCGGCCAGAAGACGGAGAGCUUAGCGACGUGAUGCUCAUGGAUUCGGCGUUUAAAGUGAAAUGUGGCCUUAGCAACACUGGGGCCAAACAUGGUGUCCAGAUAGAGAACAUGAAUAGAAAACUGUUGAUCAAGUGCUGGACAAGUCGCAAAGGAAAAGAGUGGGCGGAGAUGAUCAGCUCUGUGGCCCAGAAUCAGGCAUUGGAGUACACCCAAAGGAACAGGUUCGAGUCCUAUGCCCCAACACGAGAAAAGGAGUUUGCGAGAUGGUUUGUCGACGGCCGGUCGUACUUUGAAGCUGUGGCAGACGCACUGGAGAAAGCCAGGGAAGAGAUCUACAUCACAGACUGGUGGUUGAGUCCUGAAAUCUACCUGAAGAGACCAAUUGUUGACGGGGACAAAUGGAGGCUGGAUGUCAUUCUCAAAAGGAAAGCUGAACAAGGUGUCAAGAUAUUUAUUCUUUUGUACAAAGAGAUAGAGGCAGCUCUAACCAUUAAAAGUAUUUACAGCAAGCAGACUCUUAUGUCUCAGUGCCCAGAGAACAUCAAGGUUCUCCGCCACCCCGACCACAUCCCGGGCACCGGCGUUCUGCUCUGGGCCCACCAUGAGAAGGUCGUCGUGAUUGACCAGCAGAUUGCUUUUACAGGUGGCCUUGACCUCUGUUAUGGCCGCUGGGAUGACGAUAUGCACAGAAUGAAAGACCUUGGCUCUGUCAGCCUGAAGCCUCCUUCGCCCGGAGGAUCUCCACUGUCGGCCAGAGAACAUUCUAGUCACACUGAGCUCUCUGUGAUGACAUCAGAUGAAAACUUGAGUGCCAUGGAUACAGGGCCUUCGGUCAUUGUCACCCCGGCAGACAAGGUUUUAGAAAAUGGAGAAACCGUGUCUCAGCAUAAAAGUGAAAACCACAGUGAUGCUGCAGAGGCUGUUCAAAACACCAACCAGAAUGGAGAUCUUGUUAGUGGCUCCGCCCCCGACUGUGAUCCGCCAGCAGGAGCGGCAGGAGUGUCGGAUUCUCCGUCUUCCACGAAUCGAAAUGUGACGUCUGAGUUCGCAGGUCAGCCUGUUGAGGCCAAUGUCGUUGUGAAAGGUCAUGAGUUGUGUAAUGAUGCUGACACUUCGAGCACUGAGAAGGGGAUCAGUGCUAGUGAUAAACAGGCCUUGGGUGAAGAUUCCAGGGAAGUGGACAGUCCAGCGAAGAAUGACGGGGUUGUCAGACAGCAAGGUCAGAAACAGUUGCUGCGACAACAAUCUAGUAUAGUGGACAUGGAGGGCUUUAGUGAGAGUGCUAUAGACGAAAUUAAUGAAUCUAUGCAGCCGUUCAAGGAGAUUGGUGAUCUCAGUCAUUUUAAAGCUUCUACUGCGGACGGUAGCAGCACAGUUGCCCAUGAAGAGGUCACUAUAGUCGUUCACCAAGAUUCCAUUGAUAAAGAGAUUGUGUGUUCACCUUUUGCUGAUGACCCUAAAAGGUCACCAGUUGCAGCAAAAAAAUCCUCAAGGUCUCCUCUUGGAAGGAGGAAGAAAAAAGAUGCUGGGGCUCCGAGUGGGGCAAGUUCUGGUGAGACACCGUCUGGCGAAAGAGUAAUCAAAGCCUCUCACUUGUGGAAGCGACGGUCAAAGAACAAAAGAAGCCUGGAGCUGGUUAUUCCAGAAAAUAAAGGCAUCUAUCGAAAGACUGAAGACAGCAGCGGUGGUGGUACGAGUUUGAAAACUGAGCAUGCAGGUGGCGCUAAUGGUCUGCCGGCCAACCACGAUGAGGAAAAACCUCGUGCGGAUAGUAACUCAUCCGCAGGGUCCCGGGCUUCGAACUCAGACCUCAUCACAAGUGACAAGCAGACACCAGUUGGGAAGGAGCCAAAUCGUUCUAAGGAGAAUUCCACCCCUGGCACGGCAACCUCUCUCGGAGGUAUCAACUUUUCCGGAGCCGCUAAUGCCAUGAACGCCUUACGCAAGAUGCUGCACCUUAAAGAAGAAAACAACAACGACGGUGGAGAGGGGGACAAUGGGUCAAGAUCAUCCGCCGAUGACCCGUCUCAUGCUGCUCGCCGACGAUGGAAAAUGAUUUUCAACGUUUCCAAGUUCGAAAGUAUGGUGCGAACGCCACAAGUGCCUGAGCGAGUGGACGAACGCUUGUUCUACAACCAGAAUGUGAAGUUUCCAACCUCCAAGUCCAGACUGAAACUGGUCCAGUCAUUUCGAGAAGGAGUUGACAAGCUGAAGAGACAUGAGAGGAAGAGUAGUUUGGAGCUGUAUGAAAAGGGCGAUCUUAAGGACAGACUGCCUGUCCCACCGUCACAGGGAGGGCUACAGCACACAAGCAGCGAGGAGGACAUCUUGGAGCGGGGGCUGCUGGGGUCGACCAAACUCUGGAUUGGCAAAGAUUACGUCAACUUUAUUUACAAGGACUUCGUCAAUCUGGAACAGCCAUUUGAAGAUUUCAUUGACAGAACCAAGUGCCCCCGCAUGCCCUGGCACGACAUCGGCUGUGUGUUGUAUGGCAAGAGUGCACGCGACUUGGCCAGGCACUUCAUCGGACGCUGGAACUUUACAAAACUGGAGAAGUGUAAGAAGAACCCCAACUUCCCACUGCUGACCCCAAAGACAACCACUAAAGUGUACAUUCCACGCCUUAUCAGGGAUAUCACGUUCGAAGUCAAAGUGCAGGUUCUACGGAGUUGCACAGGUUGGUCUGCAGGUGUCGGAGAAACAGAAAACUCCAUACACAAGGCGUAUGAGCAUUGCAUAGAGAAUGCAAGGGACUUCAUCUAUAUUGAGAACCAGUUCUUCAUCACUCAGACAGGCACCUCCAACACUGUUCACAACUGUAUAGGAAACGCCCUCUAUAAACGAAUCCUGCGAGCACACAGGAGCAGCAGUGCCUUCAAGGUGUACGUGGUGAUGCCGCUUCUGCCAGCCUUCGAGGGUGAGUUUGGCACCAACACGGGGGCGGCCCUCCAGGCGGUCACUCACUGGAACUACUCUUCCAUCUGCCGGGGAGAAAACUCUCUCAUGCAUCAGCUCGCCAGGGAGAUUCCUGACCCCAACAAGUACAUCGUCUUUUGCGGCCUUCGGACUUGGGAUAAGUUGGACAACAAGCUGAUGACGGAACUUAUCUACGUACACAGCAAGUUGAUGAUCGUGGACGACGACACUGUCAUCAUCGGCUCUGCCAACAUCAAUGAUCGCAGUCUGCUGGGCCCUCGUGAUAGUGAGAUCGCCGUCAUGUUUGAGGACAUUCACAAGGUGGACGUAGUGGUCAACGAGAAGCAGUAUCAGGCCGGCCGUUUCGCAUCCUCGCUCCGUUGGACUAUAUUCAGAGAGCAUCUGGGUUUGUUGCAUGAGGCAGACUUUGUGGACCUGACAGACAUCACAAGGGACAGCUUCUACAAGGACGUGUGGAUCCGUCGCGCGGCCGUCAACACGACAUGCUAUGACAAAGUUUUCCGGUGCCUUCCUACGGACAAUGUGAAAAACUUCUCGGAGCUGCGGCAGUACCAGUCGGUGACACCCCUGGCCCAGAUAGAUCAGGAGGAGUCUAUGAAGUGGCUCAACAAAAUCCGCGGCCACCUCGUCCUCAUUCCGCUGCAGUUCCUACAUCAGGAGAGUCUCACGCCCAAGGUGGGCCAGAAAGAAGCCCUGUUGCCGACCUACUUGUGGACUUGAGCUCAGUCCGGAGGGGAGAGGAAAUAACUUGUCGUCAUUCCUUUAUCUCCCCUCCCCCCACUGUAAGCUGGAGAGGUUGCAACCUGUUUGCUGGGAAGAGGAGACUGGAAACGUCACCAGUUUGCUUCCUCUGUGAAGAGGGAAGAUGGAAAAUGUCUCUGCUUCUUUCCAGUGCCUCACCGCCUCUGGUUGGCUUGAAAGGAGAGGUGGAAAAAAUUGCACCUUCCUUUGCACUGUUAGCUGAAGAGGAGAGACAGAAAAAAAUUGGAGCUUCAAUCCCCACUUUCGGUUGGAGAGGAGAAUUGGAAAAGUGGCUCCCUUUCUCAACUUUUUUGUCCCAGAGACAUUUAAGAUUGCAGUAUGUCUUGUUCCUGCUGUAUGACUCCCUCGUUCUCAAAGUCUUGUGUCCAGUGCUGAUCUAGUGAGUUCAACAGACCCACAAAAGAGAGACUUUUUCAAUACUCUGGUAUCAUAUCAGGCAAAGACCAAUGGCUCAUUUUGAAGGGCAUUAAUUCUCAAUGGCCGCAGUCAAUGUACAGCUUCUGCAAAAAAAUUGGGCAAAUGGGAAGUGCCUAUCAUAAUAACAUAUCAAGGUAUUUUGUCUUUUCACUACAAAAA